AUGGUCCUGGCUGUGGUGACAGGCGGCCUUAUCGGGCUAGCAGCGCUCUAUCUAUACCAUGUCAACCGCGCAAUGAAAAUAGUACCCGAAGAAGUGCAGAGACUAUCUCCUCAUCGCUGGACGACGGACGAAAUCAAAGCUGCUUACCAGGAAAGCAUCGAGAGUCCCAUCGACGUGUCCAAGGUCCUGCCACCGAAACAGUCGCGACGCUAUGUGAUUGUGGGUGGUUCUGGUCUUGUCGGGAACUGGAUCGUCUCGCAUAUGCUUGCGCGCGGCGAGGACCCGACUGCUCUGCGUGUGCUGGACCUCCAGGAACCGCCGAAUCAAGACGUGGGAUUCAUCAAAACCAACAUCACCGACGAACUUGCUGUCACUACGGCUUUUGAAGCGCCCUGGCCAGCCGCCGUCGCAAAGCUACCCUUGACUGUCUUCCACACUGCGGCUGCCAUUCGCCCUUCAGAGCGUCUCAGGACCUUUUUGCCUAUGUGCCAAAAGGUCAACGUCGACGGUACCAAGAAUGUCCUCAACGCCGCAAAGAACGCUGGCGCCAGCUGCUUUGUCUCGACCUCAUCGGGUUCCGUCAGUCUCCACCGGCCUUCGUUCUGGAUUGCUCCAUGGAAGAAAGUGCCCGACAAUCUUGUGCAGAUCAUGAGAAACGACGCAAAAGUGCCGCAGGAGCACGAUGACUUCUUUGGCAACUACGCCGUGUCCAAGGCCGAGGCGGAGCAAUUCGUGUGCUCUGCAGACAACCCAGCAUCGAACUUCCGGACUGGCUGCAUCCGGCCGGCGAACGGUGUCUAUGGCGUUGGAAGCGAUUCAAGCAAUACUUUCACCGGACAGUAUCUGCGCAGCGGGGGCGGCCCGACAUGGGUUCGCCACAUCAUUCACAGCCAGGUCAACGCCGAGAAUGUCUCAAUCGCCCACCUGCUGUACGAGCAACGACUUCUCGAACAAAGCCAGCCAAACUCCAAACUGCCCAACAUCGGCGGCCAAGCCUUUGUCGUCACUGACCCCAACCCGCCCGUCGCCUUCAGCGACAUCUAUAUGCUUCUGGAAAGCCGUGCGAAGACGCCUGUCUCUUUCACGACAGUGGAACCAAUGGCCAUGUUUUUGCUUUCGUAUCUUGUCGAAGCCUACGCGGUUGUGCAGUACAGCUAUUUGCCAUGGCUACUCCCGGCUAUUCCAAAGGAUUUGUAUCAGCUGCAGCCCACGCUGUUCAAUAUCUCGGACGUCUUUUGCAUUGCGGAUGAUUCACUCGCGAAGAAGGCGCCUGAGCAGGGAGGGCUUGGAUAUCAGCCCCCGUUUACGACGAUCCAAGGACUAUGCAAGGAGGUUUUGGAAUGGAAUCGCGCUGCGGAGAAGAAGCGGGUUUCUGUUAAGGAGAAGAUUGGACCGCUUUCUGUUUCGGAGGAAGGGGUUGAUAUUAAUCUUGGUUCGCCGGAGCAGAAGCUUUGA
Penicillium lagena is the source of this 1455-nucleotide messenger RNA. Its product is annotated as putative 3-beta hydroxysteroid dehydrogenase/isomerase family protein. NCBI's taxonomy places the organism in Eukaryota, Fungi, Ascomycota, Eurotiomycetes, Eurotiales, Aspergillaceae. Gene Ontology annotation, molecular function: 3-beta-hydroxy-Delta5-steroid dehydrogenase (NAD+) activity. The record is from RefSeq and is a predicted model, not a curated record. The coding region runs from base 1 to 1455 and encodes 484 amino acids. Gene Ontology annotation, biological process: steroid biosynthetic process. The transcript is spliced from 2 exons.